Pseudogymnoascus destructans is the source of this 363-nucleotide messenger RNA. RefSeq lists its product as uncharacterized. NCBI's taxonomy places the organism in Eukaryota, Fungi, Ascomycota, Leotiomycetes, Thelebolales, Thelebolaceae. The record is from RefSeq and is a predicted model, not a curated record. The transcript has a single exon. The coding region runs from base 1 to 363 and encodes 120 amino acids.
AUGAUACGGAGCUCUAUACUGUUUUUAACUUGCCUAUUGCGGUCACGAAUAGGAUUUCGGAGAGCGCGAAUCAGUCGUCUUGUGAAUCCGCUGGUGGGGUGGGAGAAGGUCGUGGAGUCGACGGUGGUGUUGACGCCGAAUCAGUAUCCGUGGACGGAUGGGAGUGGGGUGCAGGUUUCUGUGCCUAGUGGUGAUGGGGGUGGGAGCAACAGUGGUGGGAGCGAUAAGGGUGAUGGAAUUGGUGGGAGCAGGCCCGAUGCCAAUGCGGGUGAUGGGCUUGGAGGGGGUGCGGGGAUGGUGGCUAUGGAUGAGAGGUUGACUGUUUUGGCGGUUAUUUUCGCCUUGGGCUUGGUUGCUAUGUAG